AUGCUAGCUCCGAUCGGAGAUCUGCCGCGACGCGAAGACUACGUGCGCUUAGACUCCAAGAAGUACAAGGAUUGGCAAGUGCUUGCCUACGAGAACUGUCGCGACCGACACAUGUUCAAACGGGAGUGCGAACUCUACGAACAAUGGUUGGCGACCCAACCUCCGUCGGUAGAGAGACGAGCGUACCCGACACCAGUCGGAGUCAUGAAGAGGUCGCCCGAAGACACGUUGGACGUAUCGACAGAUCGUCUGACAUGUGCCAAGCGUUGGAAGAAGGUUUUAGAGCAACGAGAGCGCGAUGGAGGUCGUCUAGACUCUGGGGUGACAGACGAAAACGUAUUCGAGGUCCGAAUCUCCGGAGACUCGUCGGAGGGCAAUUCAGCAAGCAAUGGUGUCGGUAGCGAUGCCGAUGAGGAGUCGGCUGGACGCCCACAGGAACUACAAGAAGUAAUGAAGGUGAUGAGCGCAUCAACGUGGGUCCGAUCGGUGCUUCGCAUGGAGUCUCCAGUCGAGGACAGGUUGGCGGAAGACGCGAUAACCGAGCUGGACAAGACCUACAUGUCGGUUGCCCGAGUGUUGACGACCGAAGGAAGCGAAGUUGCUGGCGAACCAAGGGUGGACCAUUACGAACACCCAGCUAGCAAAAUCGGCUUGGAGGACUAUGCGAAGGAGUUAGCGUUUCUCCCCGACUUCACGGAAGAUUCAAACACGACCAUUGACUAUGGAGCUCCGAAUGUCACGAACUCAUGCUUGACGACUGAUCAGCAAGAACGACUGGUCGCUACGCUGAAGAAGAAUGAGCGAAUCCUCAUUGCCAGCGGCAACGCGUUACCACCACCGGCACCCUCUUCAGCAGGAUUGGAUGAGAUCGCUGAAAGGCUGGUGUUUGCAAUUAACACUCCCCAGGACACAACAAGGAAGGAGACGCCGUUUUACCUCGUUCACGGCUGGGACGCACAAUCCACUCUCCGGGCGAUGUCUUCAUCACUCGGACGAGGCUCCAAUAGACAGUCCGAUGCGUUAGCAGCCGGCUGUUCAAGAAUGAGCGACGACGACAUCAGCCAUGCCAACCUUCUCAAGAGUGCUACUGCUAGCCCAGCGCCUUCAGGGUAUCUAGAGAUAACUGCAACUAGCCGUGGGCGAGCGGAGACUCUUCAAUCUCAUCAGGCCAAGCUGUGCCAAGAGCUGCUUCAGUCCCGGCUUCAGCAGAUUGAACUAAUGGAAAGGAAGCUUGAAAAGCUGGCCAAGUACUCGGCGAAGCUGCUAAAUGCGCACGAUGAGCUGACUACAAUGAUCUCGCUCGAAAAGGAGGAAACCACCCGCAUUACAGCCGUGGCGGGGGUUCCUAUUCGCAGCUCAAAAUACGUCAUGUCUUACUCUGUUGUGCUGGAGGAGUGUUGCAGUUCGAUGUUAGGCCACACGCAGCAUUGA
Molecule: messenger RNA, 1431 nt
Organism: Phytophthora nicotianae INRA-310
Lineage: Eukaryota; Oomycota; Peronosporomycetes; Peronosporales; Peronosporaceae
Exons: 2
Coding region: 1-1431 (476 amino acids)
Source: RefSeq, a predicted model, not a curated record